Messenger RNA from Recurvomyces mirabilis, 1263 nucleotides. RefSeq lists its product as uncharacterized. The coding region runs from base 1 to 1263 and encodes 420 amino acids. Gene Ontology annotation, biological process: L-phenylalanine catabolic process; L-tyrosine catabolic process; homogentisate catabolic process. The transcript has 4 exons. The record is from RefSeq and is a predicted model, not a curated record. Lineage: Eukaryota; Fungi; Ascomycota; Dothideomycetes; Mycosphaerellales; Teratosphaeriaceae. Gene Ontology annotation, molecular function: fumarylacetoacetase activity.
AUGGCCACUCCAGUACUAGACCAGCCCCCCUACACACUUAGUAAUCUACCCUACGGAGUGAUCUCGACCGCAUCCGAGCCGAAGCCCAGAUGUGCUGUAGCUAUUGGGCAACAUGUGAUCGAACUCGCCAAGUAUGCUAAGAAUGGCAACUUGUUCAAUAUCGAGUCUGGACACAAUUUCAUCUUGCAGCAGAUCUUCUCCGAACCAGCCCUGAACUCCUUCGCUUCAUUGCCAUGGCCAACGAGGAGAACGGUCCGCGAGCAAAUUCAAGACGAUCUGAAAGCCGGCAAGAUACCCUCUUCGUGCCUUGUCGAGCUCAAGGAUGUGACGAACCACUUGCCAAUGAAGUCGACUGGAUUUUCCGACUUCUACACAUCGCUCGAGCACUGCCAGAAUUGCUCCGGCGAGAUGACCUCUUCAGCCAUAGCAAAGAACUGGUGGUACGCUCCCAGUGUCUACAAUUCCCGCGUCUCCUCGCUUCUGCCUACGCCGCAUGAUAUACCUCGACCAAAGAAUGUCUACUUCGCCGCCGGCGUCGAUAGCCAGCCAGAGUACGGUCCAACACGCAAACUCGACUUCGAGCUAGAAAUGGGGUACUACGUCUCUCAGCCAAUCCCCUAUGGUGAGACGAUGUCCAUAGCAGAUUCUCGAGAGCAUAUCUUCGGCUUCGUGAUGCUUAACGAUUGGUCUGCUCGAGAUCAUCAGUUGUUUGAAAUGAGGCCGCUGGGGCCUUUCCAUUCCAAAGGAUUUGGGACAUCAAUCAGCAAUUGGAUCGUCCCGAUGGAGGCUCUAGAGCCAUUUGCUUGUGAGCCGAACACUCAGCAGGACCCCGCACCGUUUGAGCACUUGAAGUGGCCAUCACCGAGAGAUGGUGCAUUGGACAUCAAGCUUAGGAUCAGGCUGGUCCGGAACGGCAAGGAGAGCGUGUUGGGGACCAGCAACCUGAAGUAUCUGUAUUGGACGCCUUACCAGCAGCUCACACAUCAUGCAGCAAGUGGAUGUGGUAUGCAGACCGGUGAUCUCAUUGGUACAGGUACUAUUAGCGGUGCUGGCAGAAACGGGAAGGGUGAGAAGGUGGAGCUGGGAUGUUUGUAUGAAGCUGAGAGGACGAAGACGGACGUUCUGCCAGAGGGCAGUGGCAAGUAUCAGGACGGCUACUUGGAAGAUGGCGAUGAGAUCAUCCUUGAGGGAUGGUGUGGAGGAGGGAAUGGUGUGGCGUUGGGGUUCGGCGAGUGCAGAGGUAGGAUUCUGCCGCCGAAGUGA